Molecule: messenger RNA, 1035 nt
Organism: Adineta ricciae
Lineage: Eukaryota; Metazoa; Rotifera; Eurotatoria; Adinetida; Adinetidae
Source: the annotation of a GenBank genome assembly
AUGGAUCGCUAUGAAUUCGAAAUUCAUAGUCAAAUCUCCACAUCAUAUGGACUUUCCACUACAACACUCCCGUCGACAUUACUUCCAGCAAUUAUCAAUCCUGAAUGGAUAUCAAUGAUUGAACAUAUUCAUUAUUAUGCUUAUCCAAUAGUUAUCUUAACUGGAAUUUUCUUUUCUUUAAUCACAUUAGUAUCCUUAGCACAAAAUGUUCACAUGACAUCGAAGCCCUAUCUAUUCACUCAAACAUUAUUCGAUAUUCUAUUCUUGCUACUUGGUGUUUUUUUGAAUAUUUCGAAGUAUUAUCCGAAUAUUCUGCCAAAGUUUCCCAAUGAGAAAAUCUACUAUAAUUUUCUCUUUUACAUUCUCUGGUUUAUCAUCAUUUGGACCUUCUUGAUCAGUUGUCUUGACCAUACAUGUACAGCUAUUCAAUCCAAUGGUUACAAUGAGAGACUAUUUUGUACACCAUGUAAUUCGAAAAACGUCAUUCUAGGAAUCAUACUCCUCGGAAUUAUCUUCACCUUGCCGCAACUAUUUGCAUGGGAAUCGUACAAUACAAUCUAUCGCACAACAUACUUGCGAGCAUCGUUUCUCUAUGAACAUAUCUACUUCUGGUUUUUACAUAUUAUUUAUUUAUUUAUCCCUUUAUUUGCGAUCUUUGUUUUUCUUGGUACACUUUCCUAUACAUUAUGUAAAAAGAAAGAGCAUUAUUUAUUAACAUCAAAUGGCGGAAAUCACGGACACUAUACAAUUCAUUACGGCAAUCCACAUGAAACAUCGAUCAACUACUCGAAAACACGUGAACGUGAAAAUAUCUCCAAAAUGUUCAUCUUAAUGUGUUUUCUUUAUCUAAUCUUUGUAUUACCAUAUUCAUUUGUAAUCUUCUUCGGAAAGCUAUUCCUUCGUGAACAAACAACCUUCCAAUCGAAGACAAUCUUUCAAGAAUCGAAAUUUUCGUUUAUGUUUCAAGAAGUUCAUCACUUGUCGAUGUUUGUGUUGCUGUUGCGAGAGAAAGUCUUCAUCGAUGGAUCAUCAUGA